Molecule: messenger RNA, 1721 nt
Organism: Mytilinidion resinicola
Lineage: Eukaryota; Fungi; Ascomycota; Dothideomycetes; Mytilinidiales; Mytilinidiaceae
Product: MFS general substrate transporter
Exons: 5
Coding region: 101-1717 (538 amino acids)
Biological process (GO): biotin import across plasma membrane
Cellular component (GO): membrane
Molecular function (GO): dethiobiotin transmembrane transporter activity; biotin transmembrane transporter activity; solute:proton symporter activity
Source: RefSeq, a predicted model, not a curated record
GUAGCCUCGGACCUUGUUCAGAAUAUAUAUUCCGCCCUCUUCCCUCUAAAGUCAUAUUAUUGUAUCCUUGUCUAUCGAUUUUGCUUGCAAUCUGAUCAGCAUGGCCACUGAGCCAAUUGGGAAGAGUGGCUACUAUGAAGAGCCCAGUAUAGCAGUUGGAGAAAGACCGAAAACUGCCAGUUUUCGGCAUGACCCCGAACUGGGUGCUGAUGUUGUGGAUAUCGCGAGGAUCGAGGCCGUGUAUAAAAAACUGGACCGGCGAAUUAUUCCAGCAUUUUGGGUGCUUUACUUCCUCUGCUCUGCUAUCCGGUCCAAUGUUGGCCUCGCUCAGACCAUGAACACCAAACAGGGCCACGACCUAGCUUCAGAGCUCAAUCUCACCCCGAAGCAGGUUUCUACUGGUCUAGCUUUAUUCUACGUUUGCUAUGUCUUAUUCGACUUACCGUCUAAUCUGGUCAUGUCGAAGCUCAGCCCUCAUGUAUGGAUGAGCCGUAUCGUCGUCGGUGUCGGUAUUAUAGGGACGUGUUUGACGGCCAUGAAAGCAGCAUGGAGCUUUUAUCUUCUCAGACUCCUGCUCGGUAUUGUAAUCGCUGGCAUGUGGCCCGGGAUGUCUUACUAUCUCACUCUCUUCUACCCGCCGUCGCGGACUGGCAAGCGUAUCGGACACUACUUCACUGCCGCUCAAGUUUCCGCCGCCGUCGUCGGCUUAGUGUCAGCUGGGUUUCAAGAGAUGGAUGGUCUUCAAGGCCUGACUGGUUUUCAGUGGAUGUUCCUUCUCUACGGGCUCGUUGGGAUCGUCGUCGGCGUCUCUUUGCUAUGGUGGCUUCCAGAUCGCCCCUUGCCUCCUGGCGAAGUACGAAAUCAGAACGGCUGGAGAAAGUGGAUCCCUCAGAGCAAACCCGCUUUGACCGGGGAGGACGCAAGAAUCCAUUACGAAGAUCUGACCCGCGUGUACCACCGCAGCGCCUGGAACAUGAAAGACCUUUGGCACGUGGUAAUAGAUUGGCGUCUAUGGCCCCUAGUCAUCAUGUACUUCGGCGUCGUAGGCGUUGGAAUCGGCACCCAGAGCUACGGCACCGUCAUAAUUCGAGGCAUCAACCCCGACCUUACCAGCAUCCAGCUAAGUCUGCUCUUCGCCCCUAUCUGGAUUAUGGACCUCAUCGCAAUCCUCCUCGUUACCCCCCUCUCGGACCGCUUCCACCACCACCGCGCCCUCUUCUUCAGCAUCGCCGUCCUCUUCCAAAUCGCCGGCCUCCUCAUCACUACCUUUGCCAGCGACGGCUGGGCCCGCUACGGCGGCCUCCUCAUCGUCGGCUUCGGCCUCGGCCCUACGGUCCCUAUCACUAUGACCUGGACGAACGAGAUCUUCCAGCCGCGCCAUGGCGAGGUAGGUGUUGCGGCUGCUAGCGCCCUUGUCUCCGGACUCGGGAAUCUAGGGAGUAUACUGACGACGUACGCGCUGUAUACGGGAUGGCCCGAGGAUGCAAAGGGGAAACAUAAGUAUCGGAAGAGCAAUUUGGUCAUGAUUGGGAUUCUUUGUGGGAGCAUCUUGGCCGCCGGCACGAUGGUGGUGUUGUUGAGGUUCUUUGGGACUCCGAGCGCUAAGAAGUUUAGUAGUUCGACUUCUACUAGCGAGGGUGAGGGUGUUGUCAUUGAUGGGGCGGCGAGGAGGGAGGUGCAGCAGAGGGGGCUGGGGAGGUUGUGGGUUAGGAGGUGAGAGU